Messenger RNA from Iphiclides podalirius (scarce swallowtail), 558 nucleotides. The record is from the annotation of a GenBank genome assembly. NCBI's taxonomy places the organism in Eukaryota, Metazoa, Arthropoda, Insecta, Lepidoptera, Papilionidae.
AUGGCUAAACUUCAUAAUUACUACGUGUUAUGCCCACUUCUCGAUCAAAAAAGUUUUUUAGGCGUAUCUCAAAAUAAAGAAGCUGCUACUGUUAUCGUCUCUUUAGGUCGAAAUGUUGUUAAUAAAUAUAGGUUUUCAGAUCAAAAACAAGUUGGUGGCUGGACUUCUAAGGACCACAUUACUUCAACUGUUAUAUAUGACAAAGAACAAGACAGUUAUGUUGGAGUGUUUAACAACAACUCAAUUAAAAUAUGGAAAGAACACACUGACAGCUUAGACAAAAUCAAAAAGCAAAAAUUUCCAAUAAACAUUUUGAAACUUAUAACAAGGGAAAAUCAAUCGCCGUUAAUCAUAUUUACAAAUGGCAACUGUGCUUCACUUUCAUUUGCAUUAGACAAUAGAAAAAGCUUUGAGAGUAAAUCCAUAGUGAGAGAAGCUGGCCAGAUGAUGUGUAUAUUGUUGGCCACCUUAUUAGCACCGCUGAGAAAUUGGGUGUUUAUGUGUUAUGGAGUGACUCUAAGUUAUCAGUUUACAACUUUGAAAAGAAAGAUUGGAGAA